Molecule: messenger RNA, 153 nt
Organism: Prunus armeniaca (apricot)
Lineage: Eukaryota; Viridiplantae; Streptophyta; Magnoliopsida; Rosales; Rosaceae
Source: the annotation of a GenBank genome assembly
AUGUUUCCAGAUACAAACUCACUACUCUGCAGCUAUGGAAAUGAGGAAACACCUGUCGCGGAUCUACGACAGCUACGAUAUUUCCAGCCAAAUAUGCAUGCGUUGAUGGUGAUGGGACAGUUCCAGCAGAAUCAGCAGAAAGGCCAAUGGUAA